UCCAAUCGAGUACUCAUAGUACCGCUCACACCUGCGUUUCGCCACGAGUCGAGGAAAGGCUCGCUUUCGAUGUUUACGGGGAGAAAUCUCUGCCCGAGACCGGUCGCGCCAGUCUCGCGGCCCGCGCCGUCCUCGCACCACGCAUACCGCCGCGGCCAACCUUCCCCGAAUUUCCCCCCCUAUUCCCGGUAGUGAAGUGUUUUGUUUGUGAGUGAACCAGGAUUUUUAAAGUGUGUUUUUGCUCGGAUGUGGCGGUGAUGGCUAUGUGCGCGCGCGCAGCGCUGUUGUGCGCGCUGGUCCUCGCCGGCGCGCACGCCUACACCGUCGACUGCAACCGCGAGUACACGGACUGCGACUCUGAACUAAGUAAACUAGUAGGAGAAGAAGAUGACGGAAUAGUGGCAGCACCUCAAACCGAAACAACGGUAGAAAUGGUAGAACAUCUCACCGAAUCACCCUCCCCCACAUCAACCAAAGCCACAGCGCCCCCCACGAGAUCUACAGCUCCUCCCACACCAGAACCAGAAACAGGAAGAGAAACAGAAAGAGAAACAGAAACCACUAAGGAAGAUGAUACGGCUACGAUCGAAUCACCCAAUCUGAAACCAAAAGGAAGACUACUAAAUUUAAAUCUAGAUGAACUAAAGAAUUUCGCCCUCACACUACAUAAUAGUACUAAAGUUACUGAUCUUAGCGAUGUAACUUUGGAUGGCGAAGAAGAAUUUGAUCCCUCGAAACUAGAAGUUCUUAAGUCUAUUAAAGAUCUGCCUGAUAAGUUUUACUCGAAUCUGCAAGCACCGUUCCAUCCUGCGCUUUUGGCGGAUCAUUCUGAUGAAGGGAAGGAGGAAGGAGAGACAAUAUGCGUUGAAAAUGGAAUCAGUUAUAAGGUAGGACACCACGUGGAUCGUUCAUGUGAAGAGACAUGCGAGUGCAUGCCAAACGGCAAAUUCAAUUGCUCCCCGCGCUGCAAGCAUCCGUACGUCCGCCGGGGACGGACACUGAACGAUCCGCUGUGCUUCGAGUCACCCGUCGAUGAGUGCUGCAGUAUCAUCGCGUGCGCCACUGGGAACGGAGACACGAAGGUGACCAAACUGGAGGUGUGCAAGUACGGCAACGACACGCACCUCACGGGCGACACGUGGAACGUGGGCUGCGAGCAACGAUGCACGUGUGAAAAGAACUCGAUCAUCGUCUGCAAGCCGAGGUGUGCCCCUCUACCCCCAUCGGACAAAUGCAUCAACGUCCAAGAUCCCAAAGACGCCUGUUGUGAAGUGCAAAUCUGCGACGUUUCGCAAGAUGUGCACGAAGAUCAAACUGACAACGUCACUAAUUCCACGACUACUGCUGAGAUACCAAACCUCACAGAGGAACCUCCAACAUCUACCACCAUGCGUCCACUAGUGCUGACCGAACCUAUUGGCUCCAUCAAGGUCCUGCAAAACAACAGCGUCCAGGUGGCCCUAAUGCACUCCAACAGCAGCGAUGCCCCCAUCCAUCUCCUCAUCAGCAAUGACGGAGGAACCACGUUCGAAGACGUAGAACUUAAAUAUGAUAACCUCAUCCUUAACCUGGACGGUGGAAAAGACUACAUUCUGAAGACGAAGGAGACUGGAACUAAGUUUAAUUUCACGAUAACUUCGAUGGAUAUGGUGGAAAAAGAGCCGCCUGAGGAAUUGGUUGAGGUUGAUGAGAAGAUGGGGUGCCAUGAGAAUGGCAAGUUUUAUGAAGUUGGCGAAGAGUUCCACAUCGGGUGCUCCGAGCUGUGCGAGUGCACGGGCGAUGAGACGCGCGAGUGCGCGGCGCUGGAGUGCCCGUCGCACGUGGGGCUGGAGCUGAUGUCGAAGGGCUGCGUGCGCUGGGCGCCCAGCCCGCCGCCCGCGCCGCCCAACUGCUGCCCGCGCGCCGCGCGCUGCCUCAGCGACGGCACGUGCCAUUACAAUGGAGUACCCAUCCCGAACUGGACCGACGUGCCUAUCAGCCUCACGGGCUGCUCGCAGCGCUGCUUCUGCGAGAACGGCGAGCUAGACUGCCAGGAGGUGUGCUCCCCCCUCCCGCCGCUGCCCCCGCAGAACAUGCGCUGCCCCCCCGGACACCACCCCGGGGCCGUCAACAUCUCCAUCGACGACUGCUGUCAGCAGUGGGGCUGCGUACCGCACGGUAAUGUCCUUACUCGACUGGUAGUAUUCCCCCUCCCCCGCAGAACAUGCGCUGCCCCCCCGGACACCACCCCGGAGCCGUCAACAUCUCCAUCGACGACUGCUGCCAGCAGUGGGGCUGCUAUUCCCCCUCCCCCGCAGAACAUGCGCUGCCCCCCCGGACACCACCCCGGAGCCGUCAACAUCUCCAUCGACGACUGCUGCCAGCAGUGGGGCUGCGUGCCGCACGGUCAAACCCCGUCAUCAGAAGUGCCGAGUUCCACACAGACACAUAUACCAAAAGCGCCGUUCCUGCCAACGGUGCCCCCGGAUUCCUCGAUCCACUUCCCGGAUGAGGAUGUCGGACAGAACCAUAUAAUACAGCAGCGUCCUGUCAACCCGCUGGUGAACGGGCUACCACCAGGUCUCAUACCCUCCGGAAUACCUGGAAUCACGGUACCGCCGAACAACGAGAACAAGAAGCUGACGGUAAUCAACCUGGUGGCGGAUUCGCCGACCAGCGUAAAGAUGCUGUUCGCCCUGCCGCCUGUACUCGUUGGGUUGCGCGGGAGUGUCGACCUGAGAUAUACUGACAAAGCUGACGAAGACAUCUCACACUGGUACUCCCAAGUGUUCGCGCCGGCGGACGAGGUCCUCACCACGUCGCGCCUGGAGUUCCGCCUGACCGGCCUGAAGCCGGCCACCGUGUACAAGAUGAGAGGGAAGCUAUACCUGCACAACUUACCCGUAGAGCCGGAGAGCGAGAUAUACAGCAUCCGCACGCUGGAUCCCCUGCCCACGGUGGCACCGGUAGAAGUGAAGAGGCGAGAGAUCGAUAGCAGAAUGGCGGUCCACGAACUCAACGACUCCGUGGCUCAGAUCACAUGGAAACGGUUCACCGAGGCAGAUUUACCGUUUAUUGACGCCAUUCAAGUUCGCUACCGUCCCGUUGGCAACCCGAUCUACAGCAUGACGGAGUUACUCCACCACAGUCGAGACUCCGUGUUCCUACAGGAGCUACGACCUGGGAGCAGAUAUGAGGCCUCUCUAGUACUAGUGCCGCCACCUGGAGCCACUACUGAGCUGCACGACCCCGCUGUGCUCGAGUUCACGACCGCACCUUACAUCGACCCAUACAACUGGUCAGUGCAGCUGGAAGCCCGCUCGGUGGGCGCCGAGGCGGCGGAGCUGACGUGGCGCGGCGUGCCGGCGCCGGCGGAGCGCUGGGUGCGCGUGUACCGCGCGGCGCACGCGUGCGGCGCCGGCCGCCGCGAGCACGACGCCUUCCGCCUCGCCGUGCGCGACCAGGCGCCCGCCAUCACGCUCACCGGCCUCGAGCCUGACACGAGGUGUCGUGUGUGGCUUGAGCUGUUCCUUACAAAUGGAAAAGUGAAGACCAGUAACGUGCUAGAAAUUAACACAAAGUCCCUAGACUCUCCGGAGCCAAUCGACAAUGCCAUCGAAGCCUCAUCAGUGGGUGGCGCCAUGGCGCCGCGGGGAGAUUACUACGGAGCGCUAGUGGUAGUGGGCGUGGUGGCCGCAUUGGGCGCGCUGACGUCACUUUUGCUUCUGCUGGUGGUUGUCCGUCGACAUCGCCCGCGCUCUGUACCUAUUACUCCUGUACCUACCGCUCCAAGGGAGUCGUCGCUUCCACCGUACGACAACCCCGCGUACAAACUAGAGUUACAGCAAGAAACUAUGGAUCUCUGACAAUUAAGCUCCCGUGGGCACACGAACGGCCUGAACGGGAUCUCGGAGCGCGGCGUGGACGUGCCAAACGGCCGGCAUUACAACGAAAUGGGCGUUUAAAGAGCCGGCUACGAAACAAGUGUCAAGACAUUGUAGGAAGAAAUUAAAUGCACGUAAACAGAAACGAUGCUAGAUGCACAUUAUAUAGGACUACAGCUGACUGUACAUCGAAGAUAAAAUCAGUCUGUCAGAAAGUUGGCCAGUAGUUUUUGACGUAAUAUGGUUGAACUUAUCGCGUGAUUAUGACAAUAUAAAAUGUGCGUCUUUUACUGUACAUAACAGUAGUCUGAAAGUGAAUUAUGUUAUUGCUUGAAAUAAUUUCGUCAUAAGAGCGACCAUAAAAGAUCGUCAGCAGCUUUUAUUCUUCAGAUUUUUUUAGUACAAUGUCUUAUUUGUGGAUGUAAAAUGCCGCCAAGCCUGCUCAAUGGAUGGACUGAUUACCAAUUAUUUUGCUGCAAAGCUGCUUCGCGUGGCUGUAUUUAACAACUAUUGGCACUCCAUAUAUUUCUUCUAAACAAGAGAUAUAUGAUAUUUGUCAAUUUAAGUGAAGCAUAAAAAGAAAGACCGAAAUGUAUCGUAAGCGACAUAUAUUCUAAGAGAUAGGCGAGAAUGGAUCCUAAUUAAAGAAGUAUUGGACUAUUACAGGUUACUUCUAUAGCAGUGAGUGAAAGUGACAAUGAUCAAGUGCAAAGUGUUAGCCAAAACUAAUAGUGUUAUAUUGUAAGAUAGAUAUUGUUUACGUGUAGGCAACUAUAACUUUAUUAGGAGUCAAUAUAACAUGAUUGUACCUACAUAUUUGUAAUGAAAUAUUUUACUUUGUACCUAUACACUACGACAUAUUCUUUGAACAAAUCAAUAUCUUUGUAAAUCAUUUGUGACCUUAUUUACUCUACAUAUUUGUAAGUCAGAUUGGUUACAGUCAAUUUAGGAUAUGGAAAAAGUAUAACUGGUCAAAAUAUGGUUCAAAAAUGGGAAAAAUAUUUUAAAUACUUCAGAUGUGGCUGUUCCAAUCUAGUAAUUAAAGUUUAACAUUUUGUUUAGGUAUAAAUGUUAUCAAUCUUUACAGAAGAACUUAUUGUAUUUAAAAAUGUGAUUUCAAUAAGUUUCAAUUUUAAAACGUUAAACCUUUUCUGGAUAAAUUAUAAAGAGCUUAAUAAUUGCCUUAAAGUACUGCAACUCAAGCGCAUAGUGAUCAAAAACACCAUAUACUUACGACAGCAGUUCUAUUGCCGUAUCUUCCAUACAGUUUUCCCACGGUAUUUCGUUUUUUUUAGUGAUACGGCAAUAUUUAUAAGAUUUUCUCUUUAAGCACGGCAAUUUGAGACUGUACACACCAACCCCAAUAAAUAAUUAAGUAUCUGGAAAAAUUGGAAAUCGCUCUAAAUCAUAUGAAUAUUACAUGAUUGAGGACAUCGUCAAAAAUAGUGUGUCAUACUAAGGCUCAUUUUGUUUUUUGUACAGUUUAUACUCGUAUUGUUAUAGUUAUACCUAACUACCCUCACAGAGAUUAUUUUAAAACGUUCUUUAAGAUAAGUGAAUACAGAUAGUGCAUAGGAAAUUAUUUCCCAUCGUAUUUUCACGGAAACUUACGAACGUGUCUUGCUAUUUCAUUUAGUCUUGGUAAGUAUAAAAAGUACUGACUGAGGUUGACUGAAGUAACAUGACAAUUUCGAACCUUUCCGAGAAAAUACGAUGGAAAACAAUUAUAUGCUGCAUCUGUACUUGUUUAAUUACAACAUAUCAGUUCAAUUGACAUAUUCGCUUGAAGUAUUUAUUAUUUAAUUUUUAAAGACUAUAAGUAUAUUAAAGCAUAGAUUUUUUAAUGAAAAAUAGAACCAAACACAUAUUUUUAAUUCUUGUAAAUCCUAUUUCAUUGAAUAAAUGCAUCAUAUUAAUAACCUAUAUGUCAUUUUUAUGAUUUUUUUUAUUCAACUUCACAUUAUUCAAACUUUCUUUGCUAAAAUAAGUCGUGGUAAUUUUUCUUACAUUUAAAACAGCGUGGUAAUUUUAAACGCCGCUUGUUUGAGAUUAAAAAUGUACAUAAUGUUGCCAUGUUUUCGUAGUUAUCUUAGUGUAUUUAUAAAAUAUAAUCAGUGUUUGGACAACGAAUUUUUUAAGUAAAAUUACGAAAGUGCCUUUUGAAUCGACCAACAUUUUGAUAAAUUGAAAUUUGUAUAUAGUGUUAAUAAGUUAAGUAAUAUUAAGUGUAACGUACGCUGUGGUACUGAUAUUAUGUGUUUGUAUAGAUUAAACUAAUGAAGGUUUAUAAAUGACUAAUGCCGCAAAUCGUUAAACUUAUUGUAAUAUAGCUUUACAAGUUA
Molecule: messenger RNA, 6205 nt
Organism: Cydia fagiglandana
Lineage: Eukaryota; Metazoa; Arthropoda; Insecta; Lepidoptera; Tortricidae
Gene: sas
Product: putative epidermal cell surface receptor
Exons: 20
Coding region: 258-3845 (1195 amino acids)
Biological process (GO): cell adhesion; signal transduction
Cellular component (GO): extracellular matrix
Molecular function (GO): integrin binding; heparin binding
Source: RefSeq, a predicted model, not a curated record